Messenger RNA from Athene cunicularia (burrowing owl), 9585 nucleotides. RefSeq names its product heparan sulfate proteoglycan 2 (gene HSPG2). Gene Ontology annotation, cellular component: cell-cell junction. The transcript is spliced from 65 exons. Gene Ontology annotation, biological process: cell-cell adhesion. The coding region runs from base 1 to 9585 and encodes 3194 amino acids. Gene Ontology annotation, molecular function: calcium ion binding; cell adhesion molecule binding. Lineage: Eukaryota; Metazoa; Chordata; Aves; Strigiformes; Strigidae. The record is from RefSeq and is a predicted model, not a curated record.
AUGUCAAGCCAGGCCAUGGAGUGCCAUGUUGUGCCCUGCCCUGCCAUGCUACGUCGUGUCAAGCCAUGCCAUGCCAUUAUCUGCCACGUCUUGCCACGUCAUGCCACGCUGUGCUGUGUCCUCCUCACAGCUGAAGAGACGCCGCCGUUGAGCCUGGCCAACCUGGCCGGCACACGGACGGUGGGCGAAGGCACCCGCUUCUCCUCCCCGCGGGAGCUGCUCUUCGCCGCCUUCCAGACGCUGCCCCGUGAUGUCUAUUACUGGGUGCUGCCUGCACCCUUCGCCGGUGACAAGGUGACAUCGUAUGGUGGUGAGCUGCGGUACACGGUGACACACCGGGCGCCGGUGGGUGCCCAACCUUUGCCGCGCCAGCCUGACGUCCUGCUGCAGGGCAACGGCAUCCUCCUAGAGCACUUCUCCGAUGCCAAACCCGUCUCGGGUGUCCCCACCACUGUCACCGUGCCCUUCCGCGAGCGUGCCUGGCGCCGGGCGGACGGGCGCGAUGCCACCCGUGAGCAUCUCCUGAUGGCGUUGGCUGAUGUCGACCUCUUCAUGAUCCGGGCGUCCUACUCCGAUCAACCAGAGGAGAGCAGACUGGCCGAUGUCAGCCUGGACGUGGCGGUGCCACAUGCCACUGGCCGCCCGCCAGCGCUGGAGGUGGAGGAUUGUGCUUGCCCAGCCGGCUACCGCGGUGCCUCCUGCCAGGACUGUGACACCGGCUACACCCGCAGCACCUCUGGGCUCUACCUGGGCACUUGUGAGCCCUGCCAGUGCCACGGCCACGCCGGCGAGUGCCACCCCGAGACCGGCAUCUGCCAGGGCUGCCGGGAUCACACGGAAGGUGCCCAAUGUGACAAGUGCCAACCUGGCUACUACGGCGAUGCCACCCGGGGCACUCCGGAUGAUUGCCAGCCCUGUCCCUGCCAUGGACCACACGGUGACACCCAGGUGACCAAGACCUGCUUCGAGGACACGGAUGGGCAGCCCACCUGCAGCGCCUGUGCCCCUGGACACAGCGGGCGCCUCUGCGAGAGGUGCUCGCCCGGCUAUGUGGGGGACCCGCUGCGGGGAGAGCCAUGCCGAGAGCCGGGUGUUCCCAGCGGGCAGUGCCAGUGCGACCCCCGCGGCAGCAUCAGCGAGGGCUGCGACGCCGACGGGCAGUGCCGCUGCAAGGCCAACGUGGAGGGUCCCCACUGUGCCACUUGUCGUCCCCACCAUUUCCACCUGAGCGCCAGCGAGCCGGCCGGCUGCCUGCCCUGCUUCUGCAUGGGCAUCGUCCAGCACUGCGCCAGCACCACCUACGCCCGUGGCACCGUCCAGACACCCUUCGCUCCCGGUAAUCCCCAGGGAUUCGCCUUGGUGAACCGGCAGCGCAGCACCCGGGUGGGCACCGGCUUCCGAGUGGAGCCGGGCACCCCCCAGCCCCGACUGACCUACGACCGUUUCGGGGAGCUGCCCCCCGACUCCUACUACUGGCAGCUGCCGCCCCCAUACCAGGGGGACAAGGUGGGCUCCUACGGCGGGCGCCUCCGCUACACCCUGACCUACACCCCAGGGGGGCAGGGAGCCCCCCUGCCUGACGCCGACAUCCAGAUCACGGGCAAUGACAUCACGCUGGUGGCGUACCAGCCUGACCUGACCCCGCGGACCCCCCAGACCUUCGAGAUCAUUUUUCGGGAGCAAUACUGGCAGCGGCCAGACGGGCAACCAGCAACGCGGGAGCAUCUCCUGAUGGCUUUGGCCGACCUGGAUGAGAUCCUCAUCCGAGCCACCUACUCCACCAGCACGGCUGCAUCCAGCAUCGCCGACAUUGUCAUGGAAACGGCCGUGCCCACCCAGCCCGGCCUCCCCCUGGCCGCUGAGGUGGAGGAGUGUCGCUGCCCCCCCGGGUACCACGGGCUGUCCUGCCAGGAUUGUGCUCCCGGUUACACCCGCACCGGGGGGGGGCUGUACCUGGGGCACUGUGAGCUCUGUGAGUGCAAUGGGCACUCCGAGAGCUGCCACCCCGAGAGCGGCGUCUGCUCCGGAUGCUUGCACAACACAGCAGGGGAUUUCUGUGACCAAUGUGCCCCUGGUUUCUACGGGGAUGCCACCGCUGGCACCCCUGAGGACUGCCAGCCCUGCGCCUGUCCCCUCCCGUACCCCGAAAACCAGUUCUCCAGGACCUGCGAGAGUUUGGGAGGCGGCGGGUACCGCUGCACCGCCUGCGAGCCGGGCUACGCCGGGCAGUACUGCGAGCGCUGUGCACCUGGCUAUGUGGGGGACCCCACAGCACGUGGCCAGGCGUGUGUCCCCGGGGGGUCCCCGCCCCCCCUGGCUGUCCGUGUCCACCCGCCGCGCACCACGGUGGCCCAGGGCAGCGCCGUCACCCUGCGGUGCCAGGCCAGCGGCGACCCCCCCUUCUAUUACCACUGGGCACGAGAAGAUGGGCGACCCCUCCCCGAGGGCGCCCAGAGCCGGCAACAAGGCGAGGAGCUGCACUUCGCCAGCAUCCAGCCCUCUGAAGCCGGCGUCUACGUCUGCUCCUGCCGCAACCUGCGGCACAGCAAUGCCAGCCGCGCCGAGGUCAUUGUCACCGAGACUCCAGGCAAACCCAUCACUGUCACCGUGGAGGAGAAGCGGGUGCAGCGGGUGAAGCCUGGGGCCGAUGUCACCUUUGUCUGUACCGCUAAGAGCAAGUCGCCCGCCUACACCCUGGUGUGGACGCGGCAGAACCACGGGACGCUGCCGCCUGGUGCUGUGGAUUUCAACGGCAUCCUCACCCUGCGCAGCGUGCGGCCCGAGGACGCCGGCGUCUACGUCUGCACCGGCUCCAACAUGCUGGACAUGGACGAGGGCACUGCCACACUCUACGUCCAGGCCCCCUCGAAGAUGCAGAUGUUUUAUGGACCUGUUGAGUUUAUGGAGGGGCACAGACCAGGCACGCUCCCGCCGCGGGCUGUGGUGCAGGGGGGGACACUGCGUUUCGGCGCCGUGGAACCCGCCGACGAGGGGCACUACGCAUGUCGAGCGCGCAGCAGCGCCGGGCAGCAUACGGCACGGGCCUUCCUCCGCGUGCAAGCAGCCGGCACACCCCAGGUGCAGGUGAGCCCGGAGCGGACGGAGGUGCAGGAGGGCUCCACGGUGCGACUCUACUGCCGGGUCUCGGGGUCACCCACUGCCACCAUCACCUGGGAGAAGCAGGGGGGAACCCUACCGCCGCAGUCCCGUGCCGAACACGCCGACAUCGCCACGCUGGUCAUCCCUGCUGUGACAGUGGCCGACGGUGGCAUCUACCUCUGCGUGGGCACCAGCGCCGCUGGCACGGCCCGCGCCGCCAUUGAGGUGGCAGUGGUGCCAGGGACAGCACCACCCGUCCGCAUCGAGUCCUCGUCCCCAUCCGUCACCGAGGGACAGACGCUGGACCUCGACUGCGUGGUGGCAGGAUCCAGCCCUGCCACCGUGACGUGGUACAAGCGUGGCAGCUCCCUGCCCACCGGCCACCAGGUUUCAGGGUCCCGGCUCCGUGUCCCCCAUGUCACGGCAGCUGAUUCAGGCGAGUACGUGUGUCGGGUGAGCUUGGGGACCACUGUCCGGGAGGCGUCUGUCAUUGUCACUGUCGUGGCCGGAUCUGGUUCGUCCUACGGGCCACCAGCUUCCGGUGUCCCCGUCCGGAUUGAGGCAUCCUCAUCCACGGUGGCUGAGGGACAAAGUCUGGACCUCAACUGCCUGGUGGCUGGGCAGGGACAGGCCACUGUCACCUGGUACAAGCGUGGGGGGGCCCUCCCGGCCAAGCACCAGGUGUCCGGCUCCCGGCUGCGGCUGCUGCAGGUGACAGCAGCCGACUCGGGCGAGUACGUGUGCCGGGUGACCAGCGGGGCCACCACCAAGGAAACUGCUGUCAUGGUGACAAUCCAGCCCAGCAGUGCCAGCGCCUACCCACCGGGCAGCGCGACUCCCCUGCGCAUUGAGUCGCCGUCCUCUGCCGUGGCCGAGGGCCAGACCCUGGACCUCAACUGCGUCAUUGCCAGCCCCACACAGGCCACCGUCACCUGGUACAAGCGCGGCGGGUCCCUCCCGGCCAAGCACCAGGUGUCCGGCUCCCGGCUGAGGCUGCUGCAGGUGACAGCGGCUGACUCGGGCGAGUACGUGUGCCGGGUGACCAGCGGUGCCACCACCAAGGAAACCUCCAUCAUGGUGACGAUCCAGCCCAGCAGUGCCAGCGCCUACCCCCCGGGCAACACGACCCCCUUGCGCAUCGAGUCCUCGUCCUUGUCAUCCCCUGUGGCCGAGGGCCAGACCCUGGAUCUCAACUGCGUCAUCGCCAGCCCUGCACAGGCCACUGUCACCUGGUACAAGCGCGGCGGGUCGCUCCCGGCCAAGCACCAGGUGUCCGGCUCCCGGCUGCGGCUGCUGCAGGUGACAGCAGCUGACUCAGGCGAGUACGUGUGCCGGGUGACCAGCGGGGCCACCACCAAGGAAAUCUCCAUCAUGGUAACAAUCCAGCCCAGCAGUGCCAGCGCCUACCCCGUUGGUGUCACCCCCCCGGUGCGCAUCGAGUCUUCGUCCUCCUCCGUGGCCGAGGGCCAGACCCUGGACCUCAACUGCAUCGUGGCCAGGCAGGGUCAGGCCACCGUCACCUGGUACAAGCGUGGCGGGUCCCUCCCAGCCAAGCACCAGGUAUCAGGCACCCGCCUGCGCAUCCCCCAGGUGACGGCGGCUGAUUCGGGGGAGUACGUGUGCCGGGUGACAUCAGGCGGUGUCACACAUGAGACGUCCCUCAUUGUCACCAUCCAGACCGGCGCUGGCUCCUCUUACGCCGUCGGUGUCACGCCACCAGUGAGAAUUGAGACCUCAUCCGCCACCGUCACCGAAGGACAGACCCUGGACCUCAACUGCAUGGUGGCAGGACAGGGUCACCCCCACGUCACCUGGUACCGGCGUGGGGGGGCUCUGUCCCCCAACAGCCAGGUGUCAGGGACCCGCCUGCGCCUUGUCCAGGUGUCGGUGGCUGAUUCAGGGGAGUACGUGUGCCGGGUGACCCUGGGGACCGUCACACAGGAGGCAUCUGUCAUUGUCACUGUGCCCGGUGGAGCUGGCACCUAUUACCCCUCCGGCGUCUCCCAGCCCCUCCGCAUCGAGUCCUUGUCGUCGGCCAUCGCUGAGGGACAGAUCCUGGACCUCAACUGCGUAGUGGCGGGAUCCGGCCCCUCCACCGUGACGUGGUACAAGCGCGGUGGCUCCCUGCCCGCUGGCCACCAGGUGUCGGGCACCCGCCUGCGCAUCCCCCAGGUGACAGCAGCCGAUUCGGGGGAGUACGUGUGCCGGGUGACAUCGGGCGGUGUCACGCAGGAGACAUCCCUUGUCGUCACCAUCGAUGAUGGAGCCAACCCAUCCCACCCCACCGGCGUCACGCCGCCUAUCCGCAUCGAGUCCUCGGCAUCCUCUGUCACCGAGGGACAGACCCUGGACCUGGACUGCGUGGUGGCCAGCCAGGGACAGACCACCAUCACCUGGUACAAGCGUGGUGGGUCCCUCCCAGCCAAGCACCAGGUUUCAGGGUCCCGCCUGCGGCUGUCACAGCUCUCGGUGGCCGAUUCAGGGGAGUAUGUGUGCCGGGCAGACACGGGCAGUGUCUCCCGUGAGGCUACCAUCACUGUCACCGUCAGCUCCCGUGACAGCUCCAGCUACCGUCUGCAGAGCCCCAUUAUCUCCAUUGACCCGCACAGCAUGGCAGUGGCACCGGGCGAGGAUGCCACCUUCAAGUGCCGUGUCCAUGACGGUGCCCGGCCCAUCAAUGUCACUUGGCGGAUGGGACCUGGACAACAUCUCCAAGACAACGUGAAGAUCAGCACCAACGGUUCGGUCAUAUCCAUCACCGGUGCCCACGUGGGCAACCAGGGUGCCUACCACUGCGUGGCCUCCAACCGCUUCGGUGUCGCCAGCAGCGUCGUCAACCUCCUGGUGCAAGGUGCCCCCACGGUGUCGGUGAUGCCACCAGGCCCCGUGACAGUGAAGGAAGGCAAAUCCCUCAGCCUGGAGUGCCUUGGCCGGGGCGAACCGCGGCCGCUGGUGCGCUGGAGCCGGUUGGGCUCCCGGCAGAAGGUGGAGCACCAAACGCUGCUGCACAUGGACAGCCAGGCCAUCCUGCAGCUCUCACCGGCCAAGCCGGAGCACGCCGGGACCUAUGUCUGCACGGCACACAGCGCCUUGGGUUCGGCGCAAGCCCGGGUGGACGUCAAUGUGGAGACGGCCCAGCGGCACCCCGGUGCCCCUGAGGUCACUGCACCACCCACUGUCACCGUGGUGGCCGGGGACACCGCCACACUGCACUGCAUGGCCAGAGGCGAGCCGGCACCCCGGAUCGAGUGGUCGAAGCUGCGGGCACCCCUGCCCUGGCAGCACCAGGUGGUGAACGGCACCUUGGUCAUCCCCCGCGCCGCGCAGCAGGACUCGGGCCAGUACAUCUGCAAUGCCAGCAGCCCCGCCGGCUUCGCUGAGGUCUUCGUCACCCUCGACGUGGAGUCACCGCCAUAUGCCACCAGCCUGCCGGAGGAGACGGCGGUGCGCGCCGGCGACGCGCUGCAGGUGCAGUGCCUGGCCCACGGCACCCCGCCACUGCUCUACGCUUGGAACAAGGUCAACGGCAGCCUCUCAGCACGCGUCAUCCACCGCGCCGGCCUCCUCCGCAUCAGCCCGGCGCUGCCCGCUGAUGCCGGCACGUACCGCUGCCUCGUCACCAACCGUGUUGGCACCGCUGAGACCUUUGCCCACGUGGUUGUCCACGGUGACGCCGGUGACGGUGGGGACGCCAGCGGUGGUCCCUUGACAGUGCGGGUGACACCGGGGACCCUCAUCAAGGGGGUGGGUGGCACCGCCGAAUUCGCCUGCACUGUCUCCGGAGACCCCCGGGCACGUCUGGAGUGGCUGAAGGACGGUGGGGAGCUGCCCCCCACCCACACUGUGCGGGAUGGGGUGCUGAGGAUGCCGGAGCUGGCGUGGGGGGCGCAGGGGGUGUACGUGUGCCGGGCCAGCGCCCCUGGCGGGCAGGCGGAGGACAGGGCCACCCUCACCGUCCAGGCUCUCCCCAGGGCCCUGAUCAACAUCCGGACGGCAGUGCAGACGGUGCUGGCAGGGACGGCAGUGGAGCUGGAGUGCCUGGGUUUGGGUGAACCCCGUCCCCACGUCACCUGGAGCAAAGUGGGGGGCCGUAUCCGCCCCGGGGUGCUGGUCCGUGCCGGCACCCUCACCAUUGAACGGGUAGAACGGGCGGAUGCCGGGCAGUACCGCUGCACCGCCACCAACGCUGUGGGCACCGUCCAGUCCCACGUCAUCCUCCAUGUGCAAGCCGCCCCCCAAAUCGCCGGGCAGCCAGAGGUGAAGGAGGUCUCGGUGGGUUCGGCGGCUGUUUUGCCCUGCUUGGCAUCCGGCUUCCCAGUGCCGGAGAUCACCUGGAGCAAGCUGGAGGGAGAGCUGCCGGCGGGUGCCAGGGUGGAGGGGAACAUCCUGACGCUGCCGGCCGUGCACCACGAGGAUGCUGGCGUCUAUGCCUGCGCUGCCGCCAACCGCCGCGGCCAGGAGACAGCUUACUACGUCCUCAAGGUCCGAGACCGCCUGGUCCCCUAUUUCGGGCAGACACCCCACUCCUUCCUCCCCCUGCCCACCAUCAAGGAUGCCUACAAGAGGUUCGAGAUCCUCAUCACCUUCCGACCUGAUGCUGCUGACGGACUUCUCCUUUACAACGGGCAGCGGAAAACCAGCGGCGCCGACUUCAUCUCCUUUGGUUUGGUGGGUGGCGGCCCCGAAUUUAGGUUUGACGCCGGUUCGGGCAUGGCCACCAUCCGGCACCCGACGCCGCUGCGGUUGGGCGAGUACCACACCGUCCGCCUCCUCCGCAACCUCACCCGGGGCUCGCUGGCGCUGGAUGGGCACCCCCCCAUUAACGGGACCUCCCAGGGGAAGUUUCAAGGGCUGGAUCUGAACGAGGAGCUGUACCUGGGGGGGUACCCCGAUUUUGGUGCUGUGACUAAGACAGGGCUCAGUCGUGGUUUUAUGGGCUGCGUGCGCCAGCUCCGCAUCCAAGGGGAGGAGGUGGCCUUUGGGGACAUGGACCUGCAGGCGCACGGUGUCACCAGUUGUCCCACGUGCCAGGACCGGCCGUGCCAGAAUGGUGGCGUGUGCCAGGACGCUGAGAGUGGCACCUACAUCUGCCGCUGUCCCCACGGCUUCACCGGCAGCAACUGCGAGUACUCACAGGCUUUGCAUUGUCACCCAGAGGCAUGCGGGCCUGAUGCCACCUGUGUCAACCGGCCGGACGGGCAGGGCUAUACCUGCCGCUGCCACCUGGGCAAGGCCGGGGAGCGGUGCACGGAGGGCGAGGCGGUGAGCGUGCCGUCCUUCGGCGAGGCGGGCGCCUUCGUCUCCUACCCGCCCCUCACCAACGUCCACCACGAGCUGCGGGUGGAGGCCGAGUUCCUGCCGCUGGCCCCCGACGGGCUCCUGCUCUUCAGCGCCGGCAAAGCCGCCCCCGUCGAGGACUUCGUCGCCUUGGCCAUGGCCGGUGGCCACCUCGAGUUCCGCUACGAGCUGGGCUCAGGCCCGGCGGUGCUCCGGAGCUCGGAGCCGGUGACACUCGGCCGCUGGCACCGGGUGACAGCCGAGCGGGUGCACAAGGAUGGGACGCUGUGGGUGGAUGACACCCCCCCGGUGAAGCGCUCCUCGCCCGGCAAGAGCCAAGGCCUCAACCUCCGCUCCCCCCUUUACCUGGGGGGCACCGAACCCCCCCUGCGCCCCCCAACCAACGCUUCCUUCCGCGGCUGCAUCGGAGAGGUGUCCAUCAAUGGGAAGAAGGUGGAUCUGUCCUACAGCUUCCUGCGCAGCCGCGGCGUGGGGCAGUGCGGGCAGAGCUCGCCCUGCCUGCCGGCCCCCUGCCUGCGCGGGGCGUCCCGCUGCCUCCCUCCCGCCCCAUACCUGCUUCCUCAGGACUGUAGGGGACUCCAAACCUCUCCUCCACCUCCCUAUUUGGGGUCUGGGGGCUCCCCCCGUCCCUUCUCUGGGGUCCUCGCCCCCCGGGGCUGGGGGGACCCCACGUUCCUCCUCCCUCCCGUGAGGUUGGGGAAGCACGCUGCGCUUUAUGGGUCCCUCAGGGUCGGUGGGGACCCCUCAUAUUCGCUUUUUUGGGGCCCCCAUGCCCCAGGGUUGUGGGUGAUCUCUCUCCCUGCCUGGUUUCCUAGAUGUAGGGGUCCCCCCUCUCCCUGCCUGUCUCCCCAGAUGAGGAACUGCCGGGGGAACCCCAACUGCCUGGUGGGCAUCGGGGAGCACGUCUGGCUGGGAGAGAUAGACGAGAACAGCUUCCACAACAUCGAUGACCCCAACUACGAGCGCCGUAAGAAGGUAUCACUCCCUUCAGAAGCAUCCCCUGCCCUUCCUGGUCCCCAGGGGAAGAUGGGGAUGAGGCGAGGUGACACCUCGUGUCCCUCCUGUAGCCAGGGUGUUUGGGAUGUGGCUAUUUGUACGUUGCCGGAGCAGCGUUUUUCCGACAAAACAGCCUUAAAGUGGCCGCCCCAACUGCUGGAUUUCUGCUUGCUCCUCCACAGCGACGAGUGA